Hyphopichia burtonii NRRL Y-1933 is the source of this 2328-nucleotide messenger RNA. Its product is annotated as Rpd3L histone deacetylase complex subunit. NCBI's taxonomy places the organism in Eukaryota, Fungi, Ascomycota, Pichiomycetes, Serinales, Debaryomycetaceae. The record is from RefSeq and is a predicted model, not a curated record. Gene Ontology annotation, biological process: negative regulation of transcription by RNA polymerase II. Gene Ontology annotation, molecular function: histone deacetylase binding. The coding region runs from base 181 to 2259 and encodes 692 amino acids. Gene Ontology annotation, cellular component: Sin3-type complex. The transcript has a single exon.
GGAAAACCUUGAGUUUUGAUCAUAUAUUGACUGAGAUUUUGAUCAUCAUCCAGCUUAUUCUACUGAAAUUAGAAUAACGUUUUUGAUAAUUUUUUUUUUUUUGAUUGACAUUAUAGAUACAAACCAGUAUAUCUGAUUGUACACUGCUCUUGUUUAUAUUACUUGGUUCUUUUUAUACAAAUGCCGACAGAAGAUCCAGUUAUUGAAUCUUCGUUAUCACCCCCAUUUUCAACAAAUCCCGACUCCAAUCAUUCUUCUGGGAAAAACGAGUCAAUUCCUGAAGAUAAUCAUAAUAAUCAUAAUCAAGAUAUAGACUCCUCGCAAGUCCAAUCGGGUCCAAUUACAAAAGACUCUCCUUUGACUGACAUAGCUACAUCACCUCCUGUAUUCGAUUUAACACUAGGUAAUCGUGAUUCUAUCUCCUCUGACGAUCAUCAUCCUCGAAUUGAGCACGAUUUUUUCUCGACUAACAAAGAAGGUAAAGAAGGAAAUCUAAGGGAUAAAUCCUCUAAAAAAAAGGAUAGAAAACAUAGUACCACCGGGAAAGAUAGCUACGAGAGCUCGGAGCUAAGUGAUUUGGGUGAAGAUUCUGAAGCAGAAACUGAUAAAAUGGAUUUUUUAGAUGAUGAUCAUACUCCAAAUGGAGAAAAAGUUUCUGAUUUGAAAGCGUUAUUUGAAUUGACUGAAAUGGCUCAUUUGAAAGAAGUUGAUUCUGAUGAUGAUUCUGACCUUGAUAAUGAAAAUUAUCAAUCUCCUUUAAAUAAUGAUGAAAAUAUCAAUAAAUCAAAUGCAGUUAAAGAAGAAAUUGACGAUGAGGACCAUUUGGCAUUAAAUCCGAAAGAAAACAAAGAAGCAGAAGAAGAAAUCUCAAAACAUAUUGAUCAAAUUAAAAAUGAAGUUGCUGGCUCAACAGGCAUUAAUUCUACUUCCGUUAAACGUUCAUUAUCAACGGCGUCUCAUAAAUCUGGUGAAGAUGACGAUGAAGAGAAUAUCUCGAAAAAACAAAAAACUGAUUCUAUUGAAGAGGACAAAGAUGUUGAUAUACCGAAAGGUACUGAAAAUAAUGAUGCUAUAGAAUCUUCGAACGACCCUGAAAAAGAGCCGGAUGAAGCAGAUCCUUCAGACAAUGAUAAAAUGGAAGCUGACAAUGAUGAACCUGAGGAAACUACUGAAAAGACUGAGAAUAAUGGGGAAAAUCUUGAUGAGGAAAAAGAGGAUGAUGAAAAUAAUGAGCAUGAUUCAACCAAUAAUAGUUUACUAAUAGACCAGGCCAAAAAAGUUUCUAAAGAUGAAGAUGAUCCAGAAAAAGUUUCUAAAGAUGAAGAUGAUCAAGAGGCUGAGGUUGAAGAUAACCACGAAGAAGUCGAAGCUGAUGACGACGAUGAAGUGGAAGAUGAUGAACCAACUAAGGAUAAAAAUGAAGAUGUAACUCAAGAAGAUAUCGAUAUGGAUGAACAAAGAAAACUAGCCAUUGAAGAAUUGAUAUCCAUUGAAUCAUCAUUUGCCCAAUUGAGAGAUAAAUUGUUCCAAGAUAAAUUAAGCUUAUUAGAACAUGAGUUACAAUUAUGUUUGGAAGGUUCCCAUCCAGAAUUAUCAAAAAUUUAUUUCAAAAUUAAUGAAUUUUAUCAGGAUAAUAUUAAAUUGGCUAAUGCUAACUUAUCGUAUAAUUUGAAGUGUAUUAAUACUCAAACAGUUGCCACUAGAACUUCUAUUCAUCAGGAUUAUCUAAAACAAUUAAUGGACACCAAAAAUGAUAUGAUCACCGAUACUACCUCACUAUGGUAUAAAAUAAAUAAAGAACGUAACCAAAUGGAUCAAAUUGUAUCUGAUUAUAACUUCAGUGCAAUUCCAAUGAUACCUAAUGUUACGGUUGCUGCUAAUUAUCAAGAAGAUGUUUCACCGAUGCCCAACACCAAUGGAGCAUUAACCAACGGAGUCAAUGGAUCAACGAAACCUCAACUAAAUCAAUUCCCUAAUGAGUACAAUGUCGACCUUCAAGAAAAUCAAUUAUCUCACCAAGCUCCUCUAACUAAAAAGGCAAUCAAACAAAAUACUCUAAUCGAGUUGGUACAACAACGUAAUAACGUUAAUCAGCAAUUGGGUAUACUCAAUGGAUUACUCGAAUUCCACGGGCUCCCAGCUGCAGUUACCUCCAGUCUAUCGGAUGAUAAACCUGCUGCUGCAAAUGAACUACUCUUACGCAAAGCUUCUGAAGAUGAAAUCAAUGACGAUCUUCGCGCAAUGGGAAUCCCAAUAUGAUCACCAUCCACCUUACAGCGUCAUCCUCACAUCCUACUCAUAUCUGUAUAUUCUAAUGUAUCAAUAGCC